Molecule: messenger RNA, 1344 nt
Organism: Morchella importuna
Lineage: Eukaryota; Fungi; Ascomycota; Pezizomycetes; Pezizales; Morchellaceae
Exons: 5
Coding region: 1-1344 (447 amino acids)
Cellular component (GO): nucleus
Source: RefSeq, a predicted model, not a curated record
AUGCCCGCCCCAAUUGAUAUUACCUCCCGGCCUCGCCCGCACCAGCCCAAAUCAAAUCUUACUAGUCAGCUUCGGGCUGCUGGGGAAGCUUAUGCAGGCUACACAAUGGAGCCUGUCGGGGCUCGAAGUGGAAGUAUUUCACAAAACAAUGCACUCGCUAUGUCUAGUAAAUUGCGGCGGGAAAGUAUGGUAAAUGGUGAUAUGGCACGAAGUUUAAUGGGUGGCGGAAUGAGCUGGGGAGGCGUUAGUGUUGGGAGUUGGAUACGCGAUGAUAUUAUCAUGGCUGGAACAUCACCCUUUACAUUCGGAUCCCCAUCAUUCCACUCUUCGUCAUACCUUCCAAAGCUCGAGGCCGAUUUCUGCCGGGAUUUCUCUUGCUGCGGCCUUCCGCUCCCAUCUCUCCAUGACCUUCUCAGGCAUUACGAGGAGCACCACGCCCAACAAUCUGGAACGCAACAGCAGCACCCGAGACCACAACAGCAAAAUGCUGCCGGAAUGACUAGCCCUAUCAGUGGAAUGGGUGGGAUUCAAUUAGGAUUGAUGCAACGGAUACAGCAGCGCCAGCAGGAGGAACAUGAUGCGAAAGAAGAAGACGAGGAGCAAGAUGGUGAAGUUGCCGGUGACAUGGAAAUGGAUGAUGACGAUAUGACUCCUCCACCUGCCCCGCUCACCCCCCAAAACCACAAUCAGCAUACUUCGUACCCCCCGACUCCUACCACCCACAGCCAGCCGUCUUACCAGAGCACUCCAAACCUCGUGCAUGCCCAGCCUUCAGGCCUUGGGCAGAAGCCAUCACAUUUCUCGCCGGAGUCUUCUGUACCCGGUACCCCGCAUGCCAUGGAUCAGCACGAAUAUGGCUUUCCACAAAAUAAUACUGUCCAGGGAAACCAGCAGAAUCUCCACAUUCCUACAACGGACUACUACGAGCUUGCCACCGGCAACAUUGAAUUAUGCAUCAAUGAGCCAGCCAAGACCCUCUUCAGCCCCGGGGGGGUUGCAAUGGGUGGUUACACCUCACAGUAUCAACACAUGAUUAGUGCUGCGAAUGGCAACAUCCUACCUCAAGAAGAUAAGCCUUUCAAGUGCCCAGUAAUUGGAUGCGAAAAGGCAUACAAGAACCAGAACGGGUUGAAGUAUCACAAAGCGCACGGACACGCUAAUCAGCAGCUCCAUGACAACGCUGAUGGAACUUUCUCGAUUCUCAACCCAGAAACAUCUACCCCCUACCCAGGCACUGUGGGCAUGGAGAAGCAAAAGCCCUACAGAUGCGAAUACUGCGGGAAACGUUACAAGAAUUUGAACGGCUUGAAGUACCACAGAUCCCACACCACCCAUGGGGGUUGA